Messenger RNA from Capsella rubella, 2982 nucleotides. RefSeq names its product nodulin homeobox. Gene Ontology annotation, molecular function: single-stranded DNA binding. The record is from RefSeq and is a predicted model, not a curated record. The transcript has 16 exons. Gene Ontology annotation, biological process: flower development. Lineage: Eukaryota; Viridiplantae; Streptophyta; Magnoliopsida; Brassicales; Brassicaceae. Bases 34 to 2760 code for a protein of 908 amino acids.
UCCGCCGCUAGAGUUUUUGUUGUAUGUUAUGCGAUGACGUCGCCGCCUUCAAGCUAUCCGCUUCAGACGGGGAUCAUGGUUCGAUUGUUGCCGCCUACAGUCAUGGUAGCAGCUGUGAAGGCUUUGCAUUGGCGAAACUCUGUGGAAUUCCACAAGCUGCUUAAAGAUAACGAAGAAGAUUUCUCUGUUUCCAUUAACGAAGAAGAAGUGUUACCGCAAAAGAUUAGUGUAGAGAAAUUGGUAAAAAUGUUACCUUCGCACCUCAUUGAGUCGUUUCUGUCUCCUAAGAAAGAUGGAAAGUUUCAAUAUGUAUUGUGUGGGAUCAGACUUUUGCAGACGUUGUGCGACUUAACACUUCGUAACGCUAAACUCGAGCAGGUCUUGCUUGACGAUGUGAAAUUAUCAGCAAAGAUGAUUGAUCUGGUGAUCCUUUUGAUGAUAAAUCUUGGUCGUAACAGAAAGGAAAGCUGCAAAUCAGAUGACGAAUUAUUACUAGAAGCAACGUUGGUGGCUUCUUCUCUCCACCUGUUUCAUGGGUUGAUCUCUCCUUACUCCCAAGAUCUUGUUCAAGUCUUUCUUGCUCACCCUAUGGUUGAUGUGUUUAUAGACUGUGCUUUUGGAGCUGUUCUUAAUGUUGUGAUAUCUUUGAAAGAGAAGUUGCUGCAUCGACGAACCGACUCCCCAAAACAGUUAGGCCCAAGUUCUGUAGAGGAGGUUAACUUCCACUGCCAACAAGCUGAAGCUGCUGUGCAGUUCCUUCAUUCUCUAUGCCAGCACAAACUGUUUAGAGACCGUGUCGCUAAGAACAAGGAGCUAUGUGGAAAAGGUGGCGUCCUUAUGCUAGCUCAAUCCAUACUAUCACUAGCUAUUACUCCUGAACUUGUUGGAGCAACUAUAACAAUUGCUUCCACAUCUAGAAUGAAAGCAAAAGUCCUUUCAAUUUUGCAGCAUUUGUUUGAGGCGGAAAGUGACACAUUCCUUGAUGAGGUUGCAAAUGCAGGAAACUUGCAUUUAGCCAAAACUAUUGCCUCAGAGGUUCUUAAAUUAUUGAGGCUUGGCCUUUCUAAAGCUUCCAUGGCUACUGCUUCUCCUGACUAUCCAAUGGGUUUUGUGCUACUUAAUGCUAUGCGCUUGGCUGACGUGCUCACGGAUGAUUCAAAUUUUCGAUCGUUUUUCACCGAACAUUUUAGCAUGGUUAUCAGUGCGGUAUUUUGUCUCUCUCAUGGAGAUUUCUUGUCAAUGUUGUGCUCUUCUGAUCUUUCUUCAAGGGAGGAUGAUGCAAAUAUUGAUUACGAUCUGUUUAUGUCAGCUGGAUGGGUUUUAAGUGUAUUUUCAUCUUCUCGGCAAUCAGUACCUCAAUUCAAGCUCAGUUUACAAAAUAACCUUACCAUGUCUUCAUAUGCUCAUCAGCGAACAUCAUUAUUUAUUAAAAUGAUUGCGAAUCUUCACUGUUUCAUUCCCAAUGUCUGCCAAGAAGAAGAUAGGAACCGUUUUAUUCAGAAUGUUAUGAGUGGAUUGCGAAAAGAUCCUUCAGACAUAUUGAUUAAGAUGUUACCAGGCUCUUCAUAUACUCCGGUGGCACAGAGAGGCACUGGUGUUUGCAGAAACCUAGGUUCUCUGUUGCGCCAUGCGGAAUCCUUGAUCCCUAGUUCCCUCAACGAAGAAGACUUCCUACUUUUGAGGGUAUUUUGUGACCAAUUGCAACGGCUAAUCCAUUCUGAAUUUAAGGAAAGUCAAGUACAAGUGAAGGAUAUUGAAGGUACGGGAGGGAAAUUAUCUUGUAAGCAGCAGAGAAAAGAGCCUCUGAAUCUAAAUAAUGAAAAUGAAGGAGCUUCAGAGAAUUGUAAUAUCCGAGUUGAAGGUGUGAUGACAAAGCAAGGUGUGACCGAGGAGAUUGAAGUAGUCGAACGGCUGAAAGAGAGCGAUGCAGAUGCUAGCAAUCUUGAAACCAGUGGUUCAGAUACAAGCUCUAACAGAGGGAAGAGUCUUGUUGAUCUGGUUGAAGAUGGAGAUGUGGUUCAGAAUAUGAGCAAUCUGUUUAAAGGCAGUGCGUCAAGAGAGCUGAAGGAGGAUGAAAAAGCGGAAACCUUCCUUGUCUUUGAGAAGCAGAGGACAAAACGGAAGCGUAGUAUAAUGAAUGAUGAUCAAAUGGUGAUGAUAGAGAAUGCUCUUGCUGUGGAGCCUGAUAUGCAGCGGAAUUCAGCUUGGAUACAGGCAUGGGCAGAUAGAUUGAGUCAACAUGGUUCGGAGGUUAUUACGUCUUCGCAGCUGAAAAACUGGCUGAAUAACCGAAAAGCUAAACUAGCUCGAGCAAACAAGCAAACAGGCCCAGCUCGAGACAAUAACAGCUCAGGGGAUUUACCAGAGAGUCCUGGAGAUGAAAACACUUGGCAGCAGAAACAAGCAACAUCGUCAAAAGAUGAAACUGCAUCGGAAAACCCAAAAACAGGAGAGAAUCUGAUGAGAUCAUCAACUUCAUCAGAAGAAGGGAUAAAGCGAGGGCAACAAGUGAGGCUUAUGAACGACAGCGGAGACGAGAUUGGGAAAGGAACGGUGCUGAGAACAGAUGGUGAAUGGUACGGUUUGAGCCUGGAGACAAAACAGGUUUGCGUAGUUGAUGUAAUGGAGCAUAGUGGCACAUAUGAUUUGAGCAAAAUGGUCAUCCCUUAUGGAUCUGAUGAUGUUGGGAGGACUUUCGGAGAGGCGGCUUCAAAGUUUGAAGUGAUGAGAGUGGCUUGGGAUGUGAAUAAGCUUCAGUAGCAGACUCAGUUGCAUUGAAUUUGAUCAUUAGGUUUUUGUCUUUUUAUUUAACUGUUUAGAGAUUCUCUGUCGGUACUCUAUUUGAAAGAUUCUAUCUUGUGGGCUGUCUCUAUUGUAUCUCUCUCUCUCUCUCUCUCUGGUUAUUUACAGACAAAGGUUGAGAGUCGAGACUUUGAGAGUAAAUAGUGAAGAUAAUAUAACAGUAGGAAGAGUUUGACUUUA